Penicillium digitatum Pd1 is the source of this 3516-nucleotide messenger RNA. Its product is annotated as timeless family protein. Gene Ontology annotation, biological process: replication fork arrest; DNA replication checkpoint signaling; DNA repair. Gene Ontology annotation, cellular component: replication fork protection complex. Gene Ontology annotation, molecular function: DNA binding. NCBI's taxonomy places the organism in Eukaryota, Fungi, Ascomycota, Eurotiomycetes, Eurotiales, Aspergillaceae. The record is from RefSeq and is a predicted model, not a curated record.
AUGGAUGAAGAGGUUGUUCCUCUAGGACACGACGUGCAAGUCGUGGAUCCAGACGUGCGGAACUAUGUUUACGGCCUAGUUACUGCUCUCGGAGGGUUCAAUGGCGAAAACGCCGACCAGUAUGUGCUCGGAGACGAUGCGCUGGCAUGUCUACGUGAUAUUAAACGCUGGCUGAAAUUGCAUGAUGAGAAGAAUAACCGGAUGGACGUUGCACGGUGCCUUGGAGAGGCCAACUUGAUCAAUGGUGAUCUGCUUCCGAUCCUCUCGCUCUGGUGGGCCAGUGGACAGAACAGUAAGCAUAUGACUAGGAUCUCCCUGGCAUGCUUGGAGCUUCUUGUUCCCUUAACAUGGCCCGUGGAGUUUCAUAGCCAGAUGACAGUCAACCACCAUCGUCAUACCCCCUACAUCCAACAGGCACAGGUGCAAUACAAGCGAGGUAUCCUCAGAUCUGGGGGAUUGAAUCUUGUCCGUGCAGUCAUUCGAAUUUCUCUUCCAAGCAUGGCGAUUCCCCGAUCCGAACGCGGAACCCGAGACGAAGGAAUCCUCAAGUUGAUGUUGUACUUGCUACGAAACAUUGCGAUCAUAUCUCCCAAUACCCGACUUGCGGCAGAAGGCGACGAGGAAGAGACAUCUAGAUCGGCAACGAUCAACGCCUUCCAUGAGCAAGAUGCGUUUGCACUUCUCCUGACUAUGUGCUCUAAUGUUGGCGAGGACUUCAACUUUCAAGACGUUCCUCUGAUGGAAACAAUUUUCCACUUAGUCAAAGGUGUCAACGUUGAGAAAUUGUUCAUGGACGAUGAGCAGAGAACGGCCAAGCGAACUGACGAACUCAGUGACCUGCUGAAAAAGGAAUCCCUGGUACGAAGGGAAUAUGCAAAGAAUGCACCCACACGUCAUGGGAGAUUCGGCACAAUGAUCUGGGUCAAGCGAGACGAUGCGAAGGUGUCUACUGUGUCUGGGCAAGGUGUCUUGCGUGACGAUCAGACCACGCUGCAAAAGAUGGACGAAAGCAAAAAGUGGAACAAGCCUCGGUCUCGCCGCAGACAAGACGAUGUAGUCCAAAACAACAACUUCAACAUGCCAGCUCAUCUUAAUUCGGAGGCAACCAAGAACCUGAGCACUUUUGUGGAGGAGUUCCUGGAUUCGGGGUUUAAUCCUCUAUUCACUCAAGUGCGAAAAGCAAUCGAGCGUGAAGCUGAGCGUGUGGUUCCAGUCAACUAUCGCCAAUUCUUCUACACCGUGAGUUGGUUCCUGGAAGCAGAGCGCGUACGACGGACUCGAAAACUUCGCCAUCGCACGGCCCAGAAAGGAGGAAGAACCAAAGAUAUUGAACCCGAUAGCUAUGGUCUGAUCGCUGGCGUCCUGAACCAAGAGAUGUUCAUUUCAUUGAACCGGGCUAUGCAAAAUAGCCUAGACAACAAGGAAUGGGAAGACCUCAAUGCCCAGAUGCGCUGCUUCACCCAGAUUCUGUUGACUGUCCAGGAAAUGGCUGCGUCACCACUUGAAGAAGAUCAGGAAAUUGCGGAAAACAUUCAAAACCGAAUUUUCUACGAGGAAACAACCCAUGACCGGAUCCUUACUAUUGUGCGCGGAUACAAAGACCAAGGUUUCGGCUAUCUAGAUGCUUGCACGGAGUUAGCACAUGUGUUCCUGCGAAUGCUGGAACGGUAUUCCAAAGACAACGCCGACAUGCAAAUCCGCUCGCGGCGAAAAGCCAAGAAAAGACAGAAGAAGGCUACCCAAGCCGCCGAGCAAGAGGGAGGAGAUGAUGACGAGGAGCGUGACUCCGAAGAUGAAGACAUGGAGGAAGUCGCUCAGGUCGCCAAAGAACGCGGCUUUGACUUUAAGCGAUUCGCAGCCAAGUUCUGCAACCAACACUGCGUGGACACCUUCAUUGCGUUCACAGGAUUGUACCGAGAGCUUAACUCUGAGCAGCUCAAACGCGCCCACCGUUAUUUCUACCGAAUUGCCUUCAAGCAGGAAAUGACUGUCUUGCUGUUUCGUGUCGAUAUUAUCAGUCUUUUCUAUCGAAUGAUCAAAGGCCCAGGGUCCAUGGAUUCGAGUAAGCCUGUAUUUAAGGAAUGGGAGGAAUUGGUCCGGCAAGUUAUUCGACGACUGGUCAAGAAGAUUGAGCAGCGCCCCGCCUUGAUCACUGAGCUGUUGUUCAGUAAGAUCAAUUCCACUAUCUACUACCUUGAAUAUGGACACGAGAAGCAAACCAUGUCCUCCUAUACGCGUCCACCGCCGGAGCUUGUGAUUACAUCGACGGAGGCAACGACGAGAGAGGCGAAACUCUACAUUGUGAUUGGUGCUCUUGUUCUCGAUGGUAGAGCAGAUCUGGUUAUUUGGAUCAAGGAUGUCUUGAGUUCUGCAGCCUCCGAAAGAGAGGACUUGGAACUCCAAGAAGAAGUCCGCCGCGCCGAAAACUCCGAGAUUACCAGCGUUCCCAGUCCAAUGAUUACUGUGAAAGGCAAAAAUGAGUUCGUUCAGAAUGCCAUGUUUUCGAACGCAAAGCUACGUCUGCUCAUGACCGUCGUCGGAUUCGAGCGACUCGGCGUUGAAGAUGUGUUUGGUGCCUCUUGGGUUGUUCCAGCCUCUUUCAAGUCCGACGACUUGCGUGAAACGAUUUCAGAAAUCCUGAAAGCCCUUCAAGGCCCGUUUGCCGGAGAUGGCUAUGCUGAUCCUCGCAAGCAGAUUCAACCAAAGAACAGAGGAACCGGUCGCGGCAACAUGAUUCAAGGCACGCUCGGUGUCAAUUUUGGAUCGGAGUCCGAAGGCGAGGAUAUUCCAGAUGGUCCUUUGUUCCCGGCGAAUCUGCGGUCAAAGUCUAGUGCGCUGGAUGACCUCAAGAAGAAGCGUAAGAAGAAGCAAAAGGCCACCACCGAAAAGGAGCCGCUGGACGACGAAAUGCUAGAAGCGCGGCGCGAAGCGCGUUUAUCAAACGCACUUUCACGCCAAGCCAAGAUCAAGAGCGAUCUAUUCAUCCAUGCUAGUGACGAAGAAACCGACGAAGAAGCCGACAAAGAGUUCUUCCGGCUCGAAGAAGAGCGGCGAGUCAAGCAGGCAAAUGAAAUCAAGAAGGCCUUGCUCACUGGAACCGUCGAACCCUCAAGCAAGGGCAAAGGGAAGAAGUCCGCCGCCCGCAAGCGAAAUAGCGAUACUGGCACUUCUGCGGCCGCAAAAUCCAAGCGGCAACGUCGUGAUUCCGGUUCUACUGCUAGCGACCCAGAGAGUGAUGCCGAGGGCGAUGUUCUCAUGGCGGAACUUGACGCUCAGUCGUCCCACUCCCAGCAGGAUAUCUCUCCUAGCCACGGCGCCGGAGAGGAUGAAGACACUCCUAUCACGGGCGAGGAUGACCUGGCCUUUGAUGACGAUUUCGCCUUCACCCGAGAUCCCCCGAGCAAGCCCCAAGCCACGGAGCCCGAGGCUAUGGAUGAUGAAGAGGAAAAUGCGCCUGUGGCUCCAGCCCGGAGACGAAUGCGCGGUGGAUUUGUGAUUGAGAGUGACUCUGAAUAG